AUGGCGGCACUCAUGGCGCAGCGCAAGCAGCUCUUGGCCGCGGCCCCGGCGCGUGCGCGCUGCUCGGCAGUUGUCUGCAGGGCCACGGCUGCCCCGGAGGAGCGCCCCAAGGUGCAACAGCUGCUGCUAUCGGGUGUCGUCGCCUCGGCGAUCCUGCUGGGCAGCGCCGCUGCCCCUGAUGAGGCCUUCGCCGCCGCACGAAGCGGAGGCCGCGUGAGCGCCAAUGGCUUCGCCAAGCGGCGCGCAGGCCCCGAGCCCCCCAGGGCGGCGGCAUCUGCUUCCGCCUCCACCUCCACCUCCAGCACCAACACCACCGUCAUCAACAACAACACGACCGUCAUCGCCGCGCCCCCGCCGGUGGUGGUGGCGCCGCUCUUCCCGCCGCCGCUCUUCUUCCCGCCACCCAUCGUGCCCAUCCCGGUGCCUGUCCCCGUCCUCUCGGCGCCUGCGCCGGCCCCGGCGCCGGCCCCGGCACCCACCGUGGUGGUUGUGGAGGUGCCAGCUGCGCCCGCGGCGCCCGCCCUGGUGAGCCCCACCAGCACCGCCUCGGCCGUGACGAUCAGCGUCCCGUGA
Messenger RNA from Monoraphidium neglectum, 573 nucleotides. RefSeq lists its product as hypothetical. The record is from RefSeq and is a predicted model, not a curated record. Lineage: Eukaryota; Viridiplantae; Chlorophyta; Chlorophyceae; Sphaeropleales; Selenastraceae. The coding region runs from base 1 to 573 and encodes 190 amino acids. The transcript has 2 exons.